GGGCUGGCUCGCGACCAACCCCCACUUGUUAUUCAGUUAAAAGCUUCCGCCACUCCCGUUUCAAUCAAACAGUAUCCUAUGUCCCGGGAAGCCCACGAGGGCAUUAAACCGCACAUCCGGAGGCUUUUGGACCAGGGAGUACUUGUGCCCUGUCGAUCACCUUGGAAUACCCCCCUCCUGCCUGUAAAGAAACCUGGGACAGGGGAUUAUAGACCGGUUCAAGACCUGAGGGAGGUUAAUAAACGGGUUGAAGAUAUACACCCCACGGUGCCAAACCCUUACAACCUCCUCAGCACUCUUCCGCCAACCCACGUUUGGUAUACGAUACUGGACUUGAAGGAUGCCUUCUUCUGUUUGAGAUUGCACCCCCAGAGCCAACUGCUGUUCGCUUUUAAAUGGAAAAACCCAGAAAUGGGACUUUCAGGACAGUUGACCUGGACUCGGCUCCCCCAGGGGUUUAAAAACAGCCCGACUCUCUUUAAUGAAGCCUUACACUCAGACUUAGCCAAAUUCCGGGUUAAACACCCGGCCUUAAUCUUGCUCCAAUAUGUGGACGACCUCCUCCUAGCAGCCAGAACCCAGGCUGAAUGUCAGAGGGGCACUCGGGCCCUUUUGGCUAAACUGGGACAGAAGGGCUAUCGGGCUUCGGCUAAGAAGGCUCAGAUUUGCCAAAGCAAAGUCAUUUACCUGGGUUAUGCCCUAGAGAGAGGACAGAGAUGGCUCACGAGAGCACGGAAAGAGGCCAUACUCUCCAUACCCCCUCCAAGGAACCCCCGCCAGGUGCGGGAGUUCCUAGGUACAGCCGGCUACUGCCGCCUCUGGAUCCCAGGUUUUGCUGAGAUAGCUACCCCCCUGUAUCCUCUCACCAAGCCUGGGACCAUGUUCCACUGGGGAGAAGAGCAGCAACAGGCCUUUCAACGAAUUAAAAACACCUUACUUGAGUCACCAGCCCUUGGCCUGCCAGAUCUGACCAAGCCUUUUGAACUGUUCGUGGACGAGAACUCAGGCUUUGCAAAAGGAGUACUGGUACAGAGAUUGGGGCCAUGGAAGAGACCUGUAGCUUAUCUAUCCAAGAAAUUAGACUCGGUAGCUGCAGGAUGGCCCCCUUGUCUGCGCAUGGUAGCCGCCAUUGCUGUUUUGCUCAAGGAUGCAGGGAAACUGACUUUGAGACAGCCAUUAACUGUGUUAUCCUCUCAUGCGGUGGAAGCUCUGGUCCGGCAGCCCCCAGACAGGUGGCUCUCAAAUUCCAGGAUGACCCACUACCAGGCUCUGUUGCUAGACACAGACCGAGUGGUGUUCGGACCAGUUGUCUCCCUCAACCCCGCAACCCUGCUGCCCUUGCCAGACCCAUCCGAGGAGCACGAUUGCCUCCAGAUUCUGGCGGAGGUCCAUGGCACCCGCUCUGACCUAACAGAUCAACCGCUGUCGAACCCAGAUUUUAUCUGGUUCACGGAUGGAAGCAGCUUCCACCAAGAAGGAGAACGGAGGGCCGGAGCAGCUGUUACCACCGAAUCAGAGGUAGUUUGGGCCUCACCGCUGCCGCCUGGAACAUCGGCCCAAAGUACAGAGCUGAUCGCCCUGACCCAGGCCCUCCGGAUGGCGGAAGGUAAGAGACUCAUGGUUUAUACCGACAGCAGAUAUGCCUUUGCCACUGCUCAUGUACAUAAAAAAAUCUACAAAAAAAGAGGCCUCUUGACCUCAGAGGGUAAAAAAAUUAAAAACAAAAAAAAAUUUUUAGACCUCUUAAAGACACUGUUCCUCCCGCAUCAGCUCAGCAUCAUACAUUGUCCAGGACACCAAAAAGAUGACUCUGUCAUAGCACGGGAAAAUCGGCUGGCUGAUCUAACAGCCCGGACAGUCGCCUUACAAUCCCCAAGGGGCGACCAGCUGUUGGUCUUGCAGGACCAACAGCCAAGUAGAGACCCCAUGUCUUACAGCCCGGAGGACCAAAAACUAGCAAAAAAAAUGGGGGCGAAAUGGAGCCCCGAACAACAAGCUUAUAUAAUGGAUAACAAAUUAGUUAUGCCAACCUCCCAUACCAAAUACAUGCUCAAGUUCCUCCACGCGUUAACCCAUCUGAGCAAAAACAAGAUGAGGGCCCUUCUGGCUGAUGAGACUUCGGGCACUGUAUUAUUGAAUCAGGAACAGGUCCUCCAACAGGUGACUUCCAGCUGCCCUGCCUGUGCCCAAGUUAAUCCAGGAAAAGCCCAUCUGAGCAGAGGGAGCCGCCUGCGAGGUCACCGCCCAGGAGUCCAUUGGGAACUUGACUUCACCGAGGUAAAACCCGGACUAUAUGGAUAUAAAUACCUUCUGAUUUUUGUAGACACAUUUUCAGGGUGGAUGGAGAUCUUCCCUACCAAAAAAAAAACCGCUAACGUGGUAACCAAAAAGCUCCUAAAAAAAUUUUUUCCCAGCCCUACCCUAGAGGCACACCUCCAAGCCCUCCAGCUGGUGCAAAAGACGGUGUGGAAACCCCUGGCGGAUGCCUACCGGGAGCAACUGAAUCGCCCGGUGGUGCCUCAUCCAUUCAAGAUUGGGGACUCUGUCUGGGUCCGACGCCAUCAAUCCAAGAACCUAGAGCCGAGGUGGAAAGGACCCUACACCGUCCUGUUAACUACUCCCACCGCACUCAAGGUUGACGGGAUAGCGGCUUGGGUCCACGCGUCACAUGUGAAGGCUGCCAAGGAACCCGACGAAGCUGAGAACACCGAGACAUCAACAUAAAAAGUUCAACGCUCUUCGAACCCACUCAAGAUAAGACUCACUCGGGGGUCCCCUUGAUCCCCCUAAUAGUCCUCCUCCUGACAUUAGGAGGGGCAUCACCAGAGAGCCCCCACCUGGUUAAAAAAAUUACCUGACAGGUCAUCUCACAAACUGGGGAGACGGUCUGGCAAACGACCGCCCUUCACACCCCCUUUACAUGGUGGCCUAACUUGCAUCCAGAUCUCUGCCAAUUAGCAGCAGGGUCAGAGGACUGGGACAUCCCUACCACUGACCCCAUGAACCCCAGAGCACCAGACGUCUGUCAAGAUGGUAAAA
Peromyscus maniculatus bairdii (prairie deer mouse) is the source of this 3039-nucleotide messenger RNA. Lineage: Eukaryota; Metazoa; Chordata; Mammalia; Rodentia; Cricetidae. The record is from RefSeq and is a predicted model, not a curated record.